CUUUAUAUAUAAUAAACUGCAUAAUAGACUUAAUUAUCCAAAAGUAGAAAAAUGUGUUUAUUUUCAAUGGAACUUACGAAUUUUAAAAGAUCUGAGCCAAAUAGAUGAAUUAAAUAAAAAUAUAGAUCUUGUUAAAGAUUUGAUGAUGGAUAAUGAAAAUUUAGAAGAAAAUGUAUUUGACGAUUUAUUUUCAGCAAUGAGUUAA
This is a messenger RNA of Racocetra fulgida, 205 nucleotides long. The record is from the annotation of a GenBank genome assembly. NCBI's taxonomy places the organism in Eukaryota, Fungi, Glomeromycota, Glomeromycetes, Diversisporales, Gigasporaceae.